This is a messenger RNA of Stereum hirsutum FP-91666 SS1, 3744 nucleotides long. RefSeq lists its product as uncharacterized. NCBI's taxonomy places the organism in Eukaryota, Fungi, Basidiomycota, Agaricomycetes, Russulales, Stereaceae. The coding region runs from base 64 to 3744 and encodes 1226 amino acids. The transcript is spliced from 7 exons. The record is from RefSeq and is a predicted model, not a curated record.
GCUCGUCGUGAUAUCUGGUCUCUUGCUUGAGCUGGCUCUUAUCAACAUAUAUACUGGCUCAUUAUGACGCUGUUGCAGUGGUGCACUCUUGAACCAUCUGGUUCUUCGCAGUUGGCCGCAAUCCGCUUCUCAUCCCCUGUUCAAGUCCGCUCUGUUAGGAUAUUCCCAAAGGGCGCGCAGCCUUUUGCUAAGCAGCCCGAGGUCACAUCGGAAACUGAGCCUGAAGCAUUUUUCCUCGACGUAUUUUUCAAUGCCCACCCUACUGUUUCAACGGAUCCCAAACAGAAACAGAAAGCAUCCAACGCUUUAAUUCCCUCCACGAUGGCCUACCCAGGUGGUUAUGUCGACUUCACAAUCGAAAUGGGAGACGAGUAUGCGACCCGUCUGAUGAUAGUCAAAGGCGCAUUCACCAAAGUGUCUAUGGCUAUCUACGGCAACAUCGUCUCCGACGCCCCACCGGAAGAAUCUCCACCUUCCUAUACACCGUCUUCGCUGCCCACCAUCGAGCCUACCCCGCUUGCACCUGCGAUAGAUCCAGCGAAUUCAGAGGAUCCGACGCAGUUAGCCAGACGACUUCUCGAUUUGAUCCCGGAUGCACCGCCGUUGGCGCUCGUCGUCCCUCUUAUGUUUUGUAUCAAGCCCUCGAACGAACAUUGGGACCUUCCCGAGUUCCCAUACCUGUAUGCGGACCUCGACGAGGAUGUCAUGGACUUUGAUUUGGAAAGGGCUUGCGAAUUGACAAGCACGCCUGUGGCCGACGACGCAUCUUAUGAAAUGCUGCAGCGGUUCGCCGACCGGGUAGCGGACGCUGUGGGUCCAAAGGACAGCGACCAGGCGUACUUCAUGGCGCGUCUUCUCUCCAAUUCAGCAUCCCAGAACCCCGAACUGGCGCGAGUCUUACUUGACCGACUUGACCUUCGCGCAAUUUUCGACUCGAAAACAAUGGACGAGGAUACCCUGACCCGUCUGCUCGCCGCAUCCUCCAACCCCGACAUUGCCCGUCAUCUCAAAUCGAUGGAAUUGAUCGAGCAGCUCACCGCGAUCUAUCAAGCCCCCAGCGCUCCCUCAGCCACCAAGGCUAUCGCCAAACAACUUGUCGACCGUUUACAGGGCUGGGACAUCCUCGUAGACUCCCUAUGGAAUACGCAAGGCGAUUUCGCCUCUGCAUCCUCCUUCCUCCACGUCGCCAGCUCUAAGGAAGCAUCCUUUGGCACGGUCCUGCAGGCAUUCGUACUUCAUACGGAGGUCGUCACUAGAUUGACAGAGAAUCCGGUCAUUAGAGGGUCCACCGCGUCUCCGCCGGCAUUGUUGGUCGAGACGGACACGUUCAAAAUUCAACCUUCGGUUUCGCAUGACGAAUUCAUCUCGUUCAUGAGAGCCUUCGUCGGCGUUUCUUCCGUCGUUGCGGUGUAUGCAUGGGCCGACAGCUUGCCGCAUUGGGAAUGUAGAGAAAGGGUUCUCAGUAUCCUUAGAACGUGGCAAGGCGUCAAGGGCUACCGCGAGAUCGUAAACCAUCUUAUGCUUCUACCGCAAAUGGUGUCCCGAUUAGAGGUAAUGAUGGACCCGAGGGACGAACCUACGCGUUCUGCGCUCCAUGCCGAGCGUAUUCUUCUCGAUGUUGCUCGUUCACCCUCGGCAUUGCUUUCGCAGAACCUGACCAACUGUCUCCUGGACCUCCAUCCAGAUCUCUCCGUCAUCGACGAAGAGGAACGUCAGAUGCUUUACGCACUCGCAAGCCUGACCGAUCGAGGUCUUCCAGGCGCGAUGGACGAGCUUCUCCUUCCACUCCAGAGUCCCGUGGAUGCACAGUCGGUUCGUACCCUACGCGUGGCACUCGCAAUCGUCGCGCGGAAGUUAUCACAGGGCGAGGAAGGAGAGUGGACCGCUUUGAACGCUCUCUGGGAAAGGCAAGGCCAUGGCCUCGGGAUGCAUCUCGUCGACACCCUCAGUUCCAUAUCUCAGGACCUCUCCGGCCUCUUCACACUGCAAACUCCACGCCGCCUAUCCCAAGCCUUCGUAGCCGACUUAUUCUCCGCCGCAGACGAAGCCUUACGCGUAAUUCAACGACUAGUGCCCGUGUACCCAUUACCGGGGCGUCAGCUUCGAACACUUACGGGUGGGCUUGCUGAUCUGUUCGGGUCGACGGAUGCUGCGGAUAUGAUCUAUGCGCAAGGCAGUGAUGCAUGUUCUGCGGCUCAGAGCGCGAGACAGGCAUGUAUCGACGUCCUUCGUGUUGCGGCCGGUUCGCCAAGAGACGCGGAGGUCGUCCUGCGAACACUACUCCUACACGGAGCGAAGCCUGGAGACCGGGAUCCGGCGUACCAUCUUCUCCAUGUUUUCAGCCUCAUCGACCACCUGCUACCUAUGCCGCAGCGCGAUAUGGAGAUGAGAGACAUACAAGAAGAGGAGGCGAUCGCGGUUUGGAUCAAGCAGGUCGUUCCCCGCGUUUUGAACGACUUGACUUCGUUCUUCCGGAUGCUGGACCCGGAAAAUAGGGCGCAUUUGGUGAGGAGGUUGGCAGACCUGGACGAGGGCGUGGUAGGCGUCGCGGAAUGGUUGAUUGGAGAAGAGAUCAAGAUGUUGAAACUCGCCGUACGGAAUCUGGGAAGCGCGACGUCUGAUGACGAUUUGAGGACGCUGAGGGAGUACCAAGUCUCGUUCUCUUUGCGGCUGUUGUCGGACUUGAUGGCGGGGCCUUCAGGGGCGACGACGCUGGCGCAGAUAUUAGCUGCGUUCAUAGGUGGCGGGAGCCCCGAAACUGCCGGCUCGAUGACCGUCAUUCUCAACACCCUUCUGGCUAGUCGUUCGUUCUCGCCGUUGCUGUUCAGCGUUGGCGAGGCCAUUAUCUUGGACCCUGCGAAUUUGGAUCCAGGAUUGUCUUUUGCUCUGGCGUUGACGUUUCUACGUGCGGUGCAAUAUCCUGCCACAGAAGACGACGAAGUAGCUGUUCCGCUCGCGUCCUCCUUGUCAUACGCACUGCAAGCCCUUCAGGUCACGCCCAUACGGACCAUCAAUCCUGACAGGCUCUGCUUCGAGCUUUGUGAUGCUCUUAUCACACUCUCCACACCCGUCCCCGAUUCCACGGAUGACUCGACUCUUACCGAAGGCGAAGCAGAAAUCGUGUUGUCCAUCCUCCAAUGGCUAGUUCAACAAUCGCACGCCGGUCUCCCCCAACUCACCACCCUCUCCAAAAUAUCGAGCGACACCCUCACCCGUCUCUUCACUUCCCUCGAAGCCGUCCUCCUCACACCCACACACGCCGAAGCCCUUGACAAUAUGCGUCAAAGCCUCAAUGCUUCGAUCACCCCCGACGACCCACCCAUCCAACCACUCCACAUCCUCUCAGGGUCAUCCUCCCCUAACGUGCACAUUUCCCUUCAUGCCCUCGAUACCGUCAUCCGCUCGACCUUCCCCAUUCCUUCGACGCCGCCACCUAAACGAACCACCCCGCCACAAUACAGUCAAAAUAUGCUUGGGCUGGUAAUGAUUUCGCCGCCGACGGCGUUGUUGAGGAGUCCGGCGGUGACAGGUUUAACGAAGACGUAUGGUGGGAAUGAUUUUAGGCAGUUGAGGGCUGUCCCGAGUGCGAGGUUGAAUACGAGUCGAUUGCCGAGUACGCAUGUCGAUGCGUUUGAUCCCUCGCCGCCGCUGCUGCCUGGCCCUCUUCCCGGUCUACCACUGAAUCCUUUUGGAGCAGAUCCUAGUGCUAUGGGUGGGCUUGGGGCACCCUUUGGCACUCAGUGA